GGUGGACUCCGGGCGCGGGCGCAUGCGCGCUGUGGGCGCUGGUGCGGGACAGCUGGAGCCGGCGGCGGCGGUGGAGGGGCCGGUGGCGCCGGCCGCGGCGGCCGGGAGCGAGCCGGAGUGCAGGGAGCCGCAGCAGCCGGCGCCCCAACAGGGAAGGAACCUGAAGAAUCCCGGCUGCCCAGUGACCCUUCUUCACUUUUGGAAAUGGCCGGUGAAAUCACAGAGACUGGGGAGCUCUAUUCUCCCUACGUGGGGCUGGUGUACAUGUUCAACCUCAUCGUGGGCACAGGUGCACUCACCAUGCCCAAGGCCUUUGCCACCGCAGGGUGGCUGGUCAGCCUGGUCCUGCUGGUGUUCCUGGGCUUCAUGAGCUUCGUGACGACUACCUUCGUGGUAGAGGCCAUGGCGGCAGCCAACGCUCAGCUCCACUGGAAGAGGAUGGAAAACCACCAGGAGGAGGAAGAUGACGACUCUUCCACGGCCUCUGACAGUGAUGUCCUUGUCCAGGACAACUAUGAGCGAGCAGAGAAACGGCCCAUCCUGUCAGUGCAGAGACGUGGAUCUCUGAACCUUUUUGAAAUCACAGACCGGGUGGAAAUGGGACAGAUGGCCUCCAUGUUCUUCAAUAAAGUGGGGGUCAACUUGUUCUAUUUCUGCAUCAUCACGUACCUGUACGGGGAUUUGGCCAUCUACGCUGCCGCCGUGCCCUUCUCCCUGAUGCAGGUGACCUGCAGCGCCACUAGUAACGAAUCCUGUGGUGUGGAGGCCGACAGCAAGCACAACGACACGGACCCGUGCUGGGGGCCCCUGCGCCGUGUGGACGCCUACCGCAUCUACCUGGCUGUCUUCACUCUCCUCCUUGGACCCUUCACCUUCUUCGACGUCCAGAAAACCAAGUACCUGCAGAUCCUGACCUCCCUGAUGAGAUGGGUUGCUUUCGCCAUCAUGAUCGUGCUGGCGCUGGUGCGCAUCGGGCACGGGCACCGGGAGGGGCACCCGCCCCUGGCUGACCUCUCCGGGGUCCGGAACCUGUUUGGCGUGUGCGUCUACUCCUUCAUGUGCCAGCACUCUCUGCCGUCUCUCGUCACGCCCGUGUCCUCCAAGCGCCGCCUCACGUGCCUGGUCUUCCUGGACUACGUGCUCAUCCUCGCCUUCUACGGCCUCCUCUGCUUCACGGCCAUCUUCUGCUUCCGCGGCGACAGCCUCAUGGACAUGUACACCCUCAACUUCGCGCGCUGUGACGUCGUGAGCUCGGCCGCUGUGCGCCUCUUCCUGGGCCUCUUCCCCGUCUUCACCAUCAGCACCAACUUCCCCAUCAUCGCCGUGACCCUCCGCAACAACUGGAAGACGCUCUUCCACCGCGAGGGGGGCACGUACCCCUGGGUCGUGGACCGCGUGGUGUUCCCCACCAUCACCCUGCUGCCCCCGGUGCUGGUGGCCUUCUGCACCCAUGAUCUGGAGUCCCUGGUGGGCAUCACGGGGGCCUACGCGGGCACGGGCAUCCAGUACGUCAUCCCCGCCUUCCUGGUCUAUCACUGCCGCAAGGACACCCAGUUGACCUUGGGCUACGGGACGGUCAACAAGCAUAGGUCCCCUUUCCGCCACACCUUCUGGGUGGGCUUUGUGCUGCUCUGGGCUUUCUCCUGCUUCUUUUUCGUCACCGCCAACAUCGUCCUCAGCGAGACCAAGGCUUGAUGGCGGGAUGUGUCUGCUGGUAAGAGAGGUGGGGGCUCCCAUCUGGCGCCCCCGCUCACCUUCCCCCCUGCAGAGCCAAGAGCCAGCUCCUUGCCAGGGUUCCUUGAGGCAGGCGAGGCCAGACUCUCGGAGGGGACCCUCCACAUCUCCGGCUGGGGGGUCUUCUCCCCCCACAAACAGGAUUCUGCGCAGUCUGUGCUGCGCCUCACUCGCCAGGUGACCCUUCCCCCGGGUCCCCCCUGCGUGGAGCUGGCCCCAGCCCGCCGAGCUGUGCGGCCUGGGCACACGAAUGCCCCAGACUCCACUCUGGGCCACGGCUCUACGCACAGCCCGUACCAGACAAUCACCAGGCAGGCUCCUCCACCGCCGGUGGGGACAGUGCUGGCACUGCCACUGUUUAUACCAGACACCACGUCCCCUCCCUUGUCCCAGCCCCUCGUGCAUCCUUGUCUGGGGAAUCUGCUCCACUCGUAGCCCCUGCCUCAGAGCCACUCCCAGGCCCUCACGCUGCUCCCCACGGGGAUUGCCAGGGACAGACUGGUCCCACCUUCCCCUCAGACCUGGAGUAGGCCUGGCCAGCCCCUGUGACGAGAACAGGAAGUGCUGAUCGGCACCCUGGACUGUUGCUGUGCGGGCCCCUGCCGUGGCUGCCAACCUGUCCUGAGCUCCUGGGCCCCUAGUGACUCAGCCCAGGAGACGGUUUAAAGCCCAAAAGCCUGUGAUCCCAGAGGGAUCCUCUGCUCUCCUGACUGCCGCAUGCGGCCCACAGGGUCUCCUGCUGUACAGGGGGCUGUGUGUAAGGACCACGGAAGGGACCCCUCCCCCAGCCACCAUCACAGUGGCUUGGGAGCUCCCUCGGCCUGAGGCGGUGCGCAGGCGCUGCUUCCCACCCCCAAGAGGUCAGGCCUGUGGGCAGCCGCAGGCUUGGCUGUCCCCGCUCCCUCUCCAGUACGAACGGUGGCUCCCUUUGAGCCAGGCUGUGGGCGCUGUGGAGUGAGAUGGGGCACCAUUCUCACGGAAGGAGGGGUGGGUUUCCGGCCACCUCGCCAGCUCUUCCGUGCUCCCACCCCUGUCACAAGCACGCAUGCGUCUGCUGGGCCAGCCUUCGUGGAAACCCAGGUGACUAGUGAACUCUGCAUUUUCAAUGUGCCUUCUGCUUCAGGACCUGGGGGUCCUUCCUGACCCUCCCUGGCGUGCCCCCAGCCCUGGGCCUGGCCCACCUGUCCUGGAGCCCAGAGCAGCUUGACCUGGAGCUGCCUGUCUGGGGUGGGGUCUCAGGUCCCCAACACCCCCCCCUUUGAUUUCAGUGCCUUGCUCAGCCCACAUUUGGGAACCUUCAUAGCUUCCUGCACCGCGCGGUGUUCAUUCCUUGGACAGAGUGACCGCACUGGCUCUCCUGGGGCCCCUGGUGGUCUCGGAAGGAGAGGGAGGAAGACCUGGGAUAUGUAGGAACUGGGGAGUCCAUGCCCCCCGCCACGGCCUCCGUAGCUUGGGAGAGCCCGGGGCUGUGUGUGAUUGGCCGUGGUCUGCGUUCUCACUCUUGUCAUGCAUCUUAGUCCGUCCCCAAGUAUUGUGAUUUUCCAUCCAUGUGAAAACAAGACCACCAUUCCGCAUCUGCCAUGGCGGCUUCUUCCUGGGAGGCCCCAGCCCCCGGGGGGCAGAGCGGGGAGGGCUCCCGGGGGGUGGGGAAGGGCAGGCACUCAGUGGCCCUCCCUGGAGCUGCCCCGCUGCUGGCGAGAAACACAAAACAUCCGUACGUAGCCCUCCCCAGUUACAUCCCCUCUUGCUUAAGGGCAAAGCAAAUUAAGUCAUUCUGCCACCCCAGGCUCCAAACCAAAUAUUGGACGUGAAUUUAUUAGCAUUAUAAAGCCCAGGUUGAUUUAUAGGACAGUCUGGAGGAACACAGCAGUACAGUCGGGUGCCCCGCCUCCAGCCCGGCAGCCCCAGGCCUGGAGGGACCGAAUCCGCCGUGGGUGGCCACGUCCCUGACGGUGAGCCCGGGUGCUCGCCAUGGCUGCUGUCUGGGCUCCUUUGCUCCUCGGCGUUCACCCGCUGUCUGACCACCUGGAGGUCAGAUGAGGUCGUCUUCCUCCCUCUGGGUGAGGGAGAGGACCCCAGCAGCAGACAGAGCCCGGUGAUGCCUGUUCACGCGCGGCUGCAAGUGCUUCCUUUGGGGUGGUCAGGUGGGCGAGUCGGGUCGUGACCUCCAUUUUACAGCUGGGCCCCCCGGGUCAGUGGCACAGAGGGCCAGGAGGCCACAGAGGAGGCGGGGGAGCAGCGCAUACACUCUACAGCCUCCACCUGGUGCCUUUCAUCCAGACUGGCCCCAAGGGCAGGCGAGGCCAAGGCGGGAGUCCGUGUUCCUUUGGGCCUUGGCACCAGUGGCUCCUGCCUGUUCCCUCACCUGAGGCCAGAGAGGCGGCCGCCGGCUCAUGGACGGGGCAGAUGGCCGGUGACAGGCUGGGAGGCACUGCUGCGUGGUGGAAGGUGGGCCGCGGGCACCUUGCCAGGCCCUUAGUGACACAGCUGUUCUCGCCACAUGGGGGCCCGGAGCAGCCUCAGCAAUGGGCAGACUGAGGUCGGAGUGUUGGAGCGGGGGGGGGCGGGGGGGGGGCUGCACCCCGGCUCCCGGGAAUCCAGCCCUGGGGUGGAGCCUGGCAGGACCAGGCCCUGGGGCUGUGUGACCGCGCUUGUCGUGCUUGUCCCCACCUGUCCUCCACCUGGCGUCGGAUUCCCGGGAAGGGCUGACCCCGGGUGGGCCGUGCUAACAGCCACUGCAAAGCUGCUCUUCUGAAGCCGAGACCCAGGACUGCAGGAGCGAGCUUUGCAAACCUUCUCCCCCGGCCCGGGGCUGGGGCUCAUGGUGUCUGUGGGACAAAGGGAGAAGAGCUUCCCGAGGGCCUGGUGUGUGCCAGGCACAGUGCUGGGUGCUUUCCGCGUGAACCUUGGUGUAAUUCGGGGAUUGAGAACGUGGAUCAAGAAGCUGGAGCUGCCGCUUGCAGGGCCGAGCCUCCAUGCCCCUCCCCGCCCUGUGUGAUGGGGGGUGGAGGGGACAGGACCUGCCGCAUUGACCAGUUGUGGGAACUGAAGUGCUCAAUAAAGUGCUCGACAAAGCUCUUA
Molecule: messenger RNA, 4815 nt
Organism: Mustela lutreola (European mink)
Lineage: Eukaryota; Metazoa; Chordata; Mammalia; Carnivora; Mustelidae
Gene: SLC38A12
Product: transmembrane protein 104
Exons: 10
Coding region: 205-1695 (496 amino acids)
Source: RefSeq, a predicted model, not a curated record